AUGAAGAAAAGUUCUCAACAAAAAUUUUCCAAUGCAAAGAUGCCACCAUCACCUCACUCUCCUAGUCCACCAUCCCUUGUGUCCAGUAUGAGAUCUAGGUCACUUUCACCUCUAAGUGGAUCUGAGACUCUUCAUUUUGGAGGACAAUGGAAUGAGCAAGUUGAGAUUACAGAUGAAAACACGGUGCUUUUGGACUACCAAAACCAUAAAGAAGCUGAUUCACAUGCAGGAAUCCGAUAUAUUACAGAGGCCCUUGUUAAAAAACUUACUAAACAGGACAAUUUGGCCUUGGUAAAGUCUCUGAACCUUUCACUUGCUAAAGAUGGUGGCAAGAAAUUUAGGUAUAUCGAAAAUUUGGAAAAAUGCGUUAAACUUGAAGUACUGAAUCUCAGCUAUAAUCAAAUAGGGAAGAUUGAGAAAUUGGACAAGCUGUCAAAAUUACGUGAACUCAACUUAUCAUAUAACAAAAUCUGCAAAAUUGAAGGCAUAGAAAAUAUGUAUAAUCUGCAAAAGCUAAACCUUGCAGGAAAUGAAAUUGAACAUAUCCCAGUAUGGUUAGGGAAGAAGUUAAAAUCUUUGCGAGUCCUCAAUCUGAAAGGCAACAAGAUUUCAUCGCUCCAAGAUGUAAGCAAAUUGAAACUACUUCAAGAUUUGACUUCUCUGAUCCUACUUGAAAAUCCAGUUGUGACCCUUCCUCAUUACAUCCAGUUUACCAUUUUUCACCUUCGCUCACUGGAAAGUUUGGAAGGUCAGCCAGUAACUACCCAGGACAGACAAGAAGCUUUUGAGAGAUUCAGUUUAGACGAGGUAGAAAGACUGGAAAGAGAUCUGGAGAAGAAGAUAAUGGAAACUGAAGAGCUUAGGAGUGAGCAGACAAGGUUCCUUGAGGAAAUUAAAAGUCAAGAUAAAUUGAACAAAUCCCUGAAAGAGGAGGCCAGGUUACAAAAACAGAGCUAUGAAGAGAUGGAGAGUAACCUAAACACAAAAAAUGAAUUGCUAAAACAGAAGACCGUGGAACUAAUGCGAGCAUGUCAGAAACAGUAUGAGAUGGAACAGGAAUUGGCCUUUUAUAAAAUUGAUGCCAAAUUUGAGCCACUAAAUUAUUACCCAUCAGAGUAUGUCGAAAUUGAUAAAACCCCAGAUGAAAGCCCUUACAUUGGCAAAUCCAGAUACAAGAGAAAUAUGUUCACUACAGAGAGUUAUAUCAUUGCAAAUGCCCAGACAGUAAAGAUCAAGAAGAUGGAGCCAGACGAAGGGGAACAACUCAGAAAUGAGCAUGUGAACUUGGGAGCCGAUGCAUCACUGGACAUACAACUGGAAGACAAAGAAAAAAAAAUAAGUGCAGCACAAACUCGACUAUCAGAGCUACACGAUGAAAUAGAAAAGGCAGAACAACAAAUUUUAAAAGCUACUGAAGAAUUUAAACAGCUGGAAGAAGCUAUACAACUUAAAAAAGUUUCAGAAUCGGAGAAAGACCUUCUUUUCAAGCAGUUGAGUGGUAGGAUACAGCUUCUCAAUAAAUUACGCCAAGAAGCUGUGGAUCUAGAAACACAGAUGGAAAAGCAAAGGCAAGAAAUUGCUGAAAAGCAGAAUGAUAUCAAGGACCUGCAAAUAGCCAUAGAUAGCCUGGAUUCCAGAGACCCAAAACAUUGCCAUAUGAAGGCUCAGAAAAGAGGUAAAGAACAACAACUUGACAUUAUGAACAAGCAGUACAAACAACUUGAAAGCCGUUUGGAUGAGAUACUUUCUAGAAUUGCCAAAGAAACUGAAGAGAUUAAGGACCUUGAACAACAGCUUACUGAAGGACAAAUAGCAGCAAACGAAGCACUGAAGAAGGAUUUAGAAAGUGUCAUCAGUGGGUUGCAAGAAUACCUGGAGACUGUCAAAGGCCAGGCCGCUCAGGCCCACAAUGAGUGCAGAAAGCUACAGGAUGAGAAAGAGACAUUGCUGCAGAGAUUGAGUGAGGUCGAGCAGGAGAGGGACCAACUGGAAAUAGUGGCCAUAGAUGCAGAAAAUAUGAGGAAGGAGCUUGCAGAACUAGAGAGUGCCCUCCAGGAGCAGCAUGAGGUGAAUGUGUCCCUGCAGCAGACCCAGGGAGAUCUCAGUGCCUAUGAGGCUGAGCUAGAGGCUCAGCUGAAAAUACGGGAUGCUGAAGCCAGCCAGCUCAAGGAGGAGUUGGAAGAACUUAGAAGGUUCAGCCAGUUAGAACAAUCGGCCCUUCAAGAGGAACUUGAGAAGGAAAAGCAAGCCCUCAAGAAUGCGGUCAGAAAAGCCCAGCUCUCAGAAGGAAAGGACCAAGAAAAUAGUGAACUCCGCACACAGCUCAGACAGCUGCAGGAUGACAAUGACCUAUUAAAACAGCAACUUAAAGACUUCCAGAGUCACCUUAACCGUGUGGUUGAGGGUUUGAUUCGUCCAGAAGAAGUGGCAGCUCGUGUGGAUGAGCUAAGGAAAAAACUGAAGUCAGGAGCUGGGGAAAUGAGAAUCCAUACUUCUUCGGAUGUCUUAGGGAAAAGUCUUGCUGAUUUGCAGAAACAAUUCAGUGAAAUCCUUGCACGCUCCCAGUGGGAGAGAGAGGAAGCACAAGUGAGAGAGAGAAAGCUCCAGGAAGAAAUGGCCCUGCAGCAAGAGAAACUGGCGAGCGGACAAGCAGAGUUCAGGCACGCCUGUGAGAGGGCCCUGGAGGCGCGGAUUAGUUUUGAUAAGAGGCAGCACGAAGCGAGAAUCCAGCAGUUGGAGAAUGAAAUUCACUAUUUGCAAGAAAAUCUAAAAAGUAUGGAGGAAAUCCAAGGCCUUACAGAUCUCCAACUUCAGGAAGCUGAUGAAGAGAAGGAGAGAAUUCUGGCCCAACUCCGGGAGUUAGAGAAAAAGAAGAAACUUGAAGAUGCCAAGUCUCAGGAACAAUUUCUUGGUUUAGAUAGAGAAUUGAAGAAACUAAAGAAAGCCGUGGUCGCCUCUGAUAAGCUAGCCAUGGCUGAGCUCACCGUUGCCAAAGACCAGCUCAAGUCCCUUCAUGGAACUGUGAUGAAAAUUAACCAGGAGCGAGCAGAGGAGCUGCAGGAGACGCAGAGGUUCAGCAGAAAGGCAGCACAAGCGGCCAGGGAUCUGACCCGAGCAGAAGCGGAGAUCGAACUCCUACAGAACCUUCUCAGAGAUAAAGAGGAGCAGUUUCAAAAUGAGAUGGUGAAAGUAGAUGUUGGCACUGGAGGAGUGAACUCACAGGUGCUGGAGAUGGAGAAACUAAAUGAGACAAUGGAGAGACAAAGGACAGAGAUCGCAAGGCUGCGGAAUUUACUGGACCUCACCGGGGCUGAUGUUAACAAAGGAAGCUUUGAAAAUGUUUUGGAAGAAAUUGCUGAACUUCGACGUGAAGUUUCUCAUCAGAAUGAUUACAUCAGCAGCAUGACCGAUCCUUUCAAAAGACGAGGCUAUUGGUACUUUAUGCCACCAUCAACAUCAUCAAAAGUUUCCAGCCACAGCUCCCAGGCCACCAAGGACUCUGGCGUCGGCCUAAAGUACACAGCCUCAACUCCUGUUAGAAAACCACGUCAUGGACAGCAGGAUGGAAAGGAGGACAGUGGUCCUCCACCUGUCUCGGGAUACUGGGUGUAUUCUCCCAUCAGAAGUGGGUUACAUAAAUCGUUUUCAAAUAGAGAUGCAGACAGCGGAGGAGAUAGCCAGGAAGAGAGCCAGCUAGAUGACCAAGAGGUCCAGCCAUUUGUACCUCCCCCCGGAUACAUGAUAUACACUGUGUUUCCCGAUGGUUCUCCUGUACCCCAGGGCAUGGCCCUGUAUGCACCCCCUCCUCCCUUGCCCAACAAUAGCCAACCUCUCAACCCCGGCGCUGUUGUUUAUGGCCCACCUCCUGUUGGGGCUCCCAUCGUGUAUGGUCCUCCACCUGCCAGCUUGUCUGUACCCCUCUUCCCCGUGGGGGUGCUGCAUUGCAACGUCCCAGAACACCAUAACUUGGAGAAUGAAGUUUCUAGAUUAGAAGACAUAAUGCAGCAUUUAAAAUCUGGGAAGCAGGAACCGUGCAUGAGAGCAUCUAAGCGGCAGUCGGAGAAAGAACUGGAAGAACUGCAUCAUAAUAUUGAUGGUCUUUUGCAAGAGAAGAAAGACUUAGAGUAUGAAGUAGAAGAAUUACAUAGAACCAUCCAGAAACAUCAACAGCGAAAAGACUUCAUAGAUGGAAAUGUUGAAAGUCUUGUGAAUGAACUAGAAAUAGAGAAGUCACUCGAACACCAUGAAGAUGUUGUUGAUGAAAUUGAGUGCCUCGAGAGGACCCUUCUGAAGCGGCGCGCAGAGCUCAGGGAAGCCGACCGCCUGCUGGCGGAGGCCGAAAGGGAACUUUCAUGCACAAAAGAGAAAACAAAAAAUGCCAUCGAGAAGUUCGCUAAUGCCAAGAGAAAUUUAUUGCAAACCGAGAAAGAUGCUGAGGAGUUAGAAAAGAGAGCCCAGGAAACUGCUGUUAACCUUGUCAAAGCCGACCAGCAGCUCAGGUUGCUCCAGGCUGACACAAAGGAUUUGGAGCAGCACAAAAUGGAGCAAGAGGAAAUCUUGAAAGAAAUAAACGGAGUUGUGGCAGCAAAAGACUCAGACUUCCAGUGUCUAAACAAGAAGAAGGAGGUCCUGACGGGAGAGCUGCAGCAGCUGCAGAAGGACAUCGAGACUGCACAGCACAGUGAGGAUCACCACCUGCAGGUCCUCAAAGAGUCCGAGAACCUCCUGCAGGCCAAGAAAGCCGAGCUGGAAAAGCUGAAAAGGCAGGUGUCGGGUCAGCAGCAGGAGAUGGCCGUCUUGGACAGGCAGUUAGGGCGUAAAAAGGAAGAACUGCAUCUCCUCCAGGAAAGCAUGGUCCAGGCCAAAGCUGAUCUCCAGGAAGCACUGAGACUGGGAGAAACCGAAGUAACUGAGAAGUGCAAUCACAUUCGGGAAGUAAAAUCUCUUCUGGAAGAACUCAGUUUUCAGAAAGGAGAACUGAAUGUCCAGAUUAGUGAAAAAAAAGCUCAACUCGCACUCGUAAAGCAGGAAAUUGAAAAAGAGGAAGAAAAUCUUCAGGUAGUUUUAGGACAGAUGUCUAAACAUAAAACUGAACUAAAGAAUAUUCUGGACAUGUUGCAACUUGAAAACAAUGAGCUGCAAGGUUUGAAGCGACAGCAUGAUCAAAAGGUGUCUGAAUUAGAGAAGACUCAGGUUGAAGUGCUGGAGGAGAGACUGGAGUUAGAGAGCCUGCAGCAGACAGCCCUGCGACAGAGAGGGGAGAUAGAGUGGCAGAAGCAGCUCCUCGAGAAGGACAAACGGGAAGUAGAGCGGAUGACUGCCGAGACCCGAGCGUUACAGUCAUCUAUUGAGUCUUUGUGCAAAGAAAAGAAAGAUCUUGAAGAAAAACAGGACAGCUGGGAAAAGAAGUUGGCACAGACCAAACGGGUUUUAGCAGCGGCAGAAGAGAAUAGCAAAAUGGAGCAGGCAAACUUGGAAAAGUUGGAAUCGGAUGUCAGAAAGCUGCAGCAGGAGCUAGACCGACUCAACAGAGAGAAGCUCUCACUGCAGGAAGACCUGAGAGCAGCUCAGCAGCAGCUACAAGAAAAACGAGAAGCAAUAAAGUCACUACAGGAGGAACUAGCUGAUGUCCAAGAUCAUUUGAACCGAGCGAAACAGGACGUGCUUCACACCACCAAGCAUAAGGACGUGCUGCUUAGUGAACAGACCAGGCUCGAGAAGGACAUUGGUGAAUGGAUGCAGAGGCUUGAAGACUGCCGGAAAGAAGGGGAGACAAAGCAGCAACAGCUUCAAGUGCUUCAGAAUGAGAUUGAAGGAAACAAGACUAAGCUAGCCCAACAAGAAAUGAUGUUUCAGAGACUCCAGAAAGAGCGAGAACGUGAAGAAAAGACGUUAGAAGCCAGGAAAGCGGCUCUGAUGGAGCAGCAGGAGCAGCUGGAAGGGGAGGUGGGCGAGCAGAAAGGCAGGCUGGACCAGGUGCUCGCCAAGCUGCUGGCGGCGCAGGAGCACGUCAGGACCUUGCAGGAAGAGGAGAGGUGGAGUGACACCCUGGAGAAAACGCUCUCCCAGACCAAACGACAGCUUUCAGAACGGGAACAGCAGUUAUUGGAGAAGUCAAGUGAGCUGCAGGCUCUCCAGAAAGAGACAGACUCUAUGAGGGCAGACUUCAGCCUCUUACGGAACCAGUUCUUGACAGAAAGAAAGAAAGCCGAGAAGCAAGUUGCCAGCCUGAAGGAAGCACUAAAGCUCCAGCGGAGCCAGCUGGAGAAGAACCUUCUGGAGCAAAAGCAGGAGAACAGCUGCAUGCAGAAGGAGAUGGCAACGAUCGAACAGGUGGCCCAGGACAACCACGAGCGGGCCAGGCGCCUGAUGAAGGAGCUCAACCAGAUGCAGCAUGAGUACACGGAGCUCAAGAAACAGAUGACAAACCAAAAAGAUCUGGAGAGAAGACAGAUGGAAAUCAGUGACGCGAUGCGAACACUUAAAUCUGAGGUGAAAGAUGAAAUCAGAACCAGCCUGAAGAAUCUCAACCAGUUUCUUCCAGAACUACCAGCGGAUCUGGAGGCUAUUUUGGAAAGGAAUGAAAACCUAGAAGGAGGGUUGGAAAGCUUGAAAGAGAACUUCCCAUUCACCAUGAGUGAGCGACCAUCACCUUUUGAAGAAAAACUGAACUUUUCCCAGACUCACAUAAUGGAUGAACACUGGCGUGGAGAAGCACUCCGAGAGAGACUGCGUCACCAUGAAGAUCGACUCAAGGCCCAGCUUCGACACUGUAUGUCCAAGCAAGCAGAAGUGCUAAUUAAGGGGAAGCGGCAGACAGAGGGCACGUUACACAGCUUGAGAAGACAAGUGGAUGCUUUAGGGGAACUGGUCACCAGCACUUCUGGAGACUCCACAUCGUCACCCGGUCUGUCUCAGACAGAGUUUUCCGUGGCCGAGGAUGCUCAGCCUGGACCAAGCCAGGAAAAGAACUGCUCAGCCGGAUGAGGAAAUCUCUGAGGAAACCCCUUCUCUACUACCUCACUGCAGAACUGGAAUGCCGCUUGGUUUCGCUCCAGAUGCGGUGAACUCGGACCUGUGAGCUGAGCUGUAGCUCAGCUCACUGUGCUGUGAAUGCCGGGGUGUCUGUAAAUCACAUGUACAUAUGGGCAAAGCUGUAUACAGUUUAAACCUGGACGGCUGGGGGGUUUGUUUUUUUACCUUUGAUACGUGUUGCCAUUAAAACCAGUGAUUGUAAUCGCAAAUCUGAGGCUAUAAAUUGGUAAAAUCUAUAGCUACCAAAGAAAAAAAAUGUACUCAAGCCCUUCGUCAUUUA
Molecule: messenger RNA, 7315 nt
Organism: Neomonachus schauinslandi (Hawaiian monk seal)
Lineage: Eukaryota; Metazoa; Chordata; Mammalia; Carnivora; Phocidae
Gene: CNTRL
Product: centriolin
Exons: 42
Coding region: 1-6987 (2328 amino acids)
Molecular function (GO): protein binding
Source: RefSeq, a predicted model, not a curated record